AAGACAUAACUUUGGGGACACUGAAGACACGUGAUCUAAUUUUAUUCAGGGUCGCAAACAUUUGGAUCCAAGUCACGGUGGUGUGAGCCUUCAUGAAUAAGUACACCAAAUGGCCUCGUCAUUGGUGAAGGAGAUUAGAAUGACGUCUGACAACCUACUUUCAACGAGGGGCUGCAAGACAAUGCUGGUCCCAAGUCCCCUGGUCAAGUACACCCAGCUGGUCUGCAAUGAUCCGUACGACAAGAACACAAACCCUGAGGGUUUUGUCGACCUUGGAACCGCCGAGAACAAGUUGAUGGAAGAUAUCAUCCUCCCUAAGCUGGCCUCUUUAUCUGACAGUGACGAGGACCCAGUGCAGCUGUAUUACCAAAACCUGAAAGGUAUAUUCAGUUUCAGGAAGGAGCUGAAGUAUUUCUUUGAGGAACGAUUUCAACCAAUUUAUGAGAUCGAUCCGGGAAGAGCUAGUGGUAUCAAGUGGUACAACUUCGAUUCUCGAGACCCUAGCAUUCGCCAUUGCUGAACAUGGCGACUGCAUCCUUGUGCCGACCCCAUACUAUUAUCGUAUAGCAAACGACUUCAUGGAACGCGCUGGCGUAGAGUGUUGGCCUGUACCCCUCCUCAGCCAGG
Haliotis rubra (blacklip abalone) is the source of this 627-nucleotide messenger RNA. RefSeq names its product probable inactive 1-aminocyclopropane-1-carboxylate synthase-like protein 2. Bases 110 to 520 code for a protein of 136 amino acids. The transcript has 7 exons. The record is from RefSeq and is a predicted model, not a curated record. NCBI's taxonomy places the organism in Eukaryota, Metazoa, Mollusca, Gastropoda, Lepetellida, Haliotidae.